Messenger RNA from Hymenoscyphus albidus, 2726 nucleotides. Lineage: Eukaryota; Fungi; Ascomycota; Leotiomycetes; Helotiales; Helotiaceae. The record is from the annotation of a GenBank genome assembly.
GGCCAGGUCCCGAAUAUGUUCCAUGCCUGGUUUUACAAGUGAAAGGAGAUAGCUUGUCGGCGUCUUCCAAGAAGGACUUCGCCCGGUACUAUUUCCCGUUCCCCUCAGCCAUCAACGGUCUUUCCUCCAAUAGCAAUACCCUUCCCAAGCCCUAUCGGUAGUCAAUAAGCUUGACAUCUAAGUUAAGCUCGAACUGCUAGUCUGGCACCGCAUAGCGUUGCGUCACGUCACCUAAACUUUGCUUGAAUAUUGAUUCUUUCAGAGUCGGAUCAACACCAAACGCUCGAACUAUCAUGGAACAUGGAUUAUCCGUGAUGAGAUCUAGUCGAUGAUACAUUGUUCAGUUCCCCAUCAACUCUUCUUCUUCUCACGCCUCCCGAUGUCGAUUCUGCGCCCACCACUCUGUAGGAUGCAGACGUCAACUUCAAAUGUCCUUCAGUGCUUGCCACUGAGUCAGAACCCAUCUCGAAGAGAAUCCCCAGAUUCGAAAAUGUCAAAUACAUCCACACAAAUUUCCACCAUUUCCACCAUUUCCACCAUUUCAACCAUUGCGCAGCCCAAAAGGGAACACACAAGAAAAGGGGGCCCUCGGUCUCGCGGAGGCUGCACUACAUGCAAGUAAGUAAACAUUCGAGGUUGAAGAGCCAUUUGCCAUCCUACUCCAAGCUGACAAGAAGACCAGGAUUCGAAGGGUCAAGUGCGGAGAAGAAAGACCAGGUAAGUCGGGAAAUAUGUUUCUAUGUACAAGUAUUCUGAGCUUCUUCUCCGCAUUCAAGGCUGUCUGAGAUGCGAAAAGUUUGGGAUGAAAUGCGACGGGUAUACGGAUACAAAAAUUAAACGAGCGCCACCUCGAGCUCUCCGAAAGGAAAAGCCCGACCGACCACUCCUCAUUCCCAUCGCUCCAGCCUCAAGGAUUUCUGUCUCGUCACCAUUUCAAGACCACGUCGAGUAUCAAUACUUCCGGCUCUUCUGCGACGAAAGCUCGGAAAGGUUUUCGGAUAGCAAGGAUAAUUAUUUCUGGAAAAUUGUGAUUCCACAGGCGUGCCAUGCCGAAGAUUGCGUCAAAAAGUGCGUGAUUGCACUUGUCGCAUUAGAUAGAGCAUACCGCUCGCGGCAGCUAUGUUUGGAGUCAGAAUCGGAGUCUCCUGCUUCGGAAGAUAGUGGUAAUCAGAGUCUUAGUGGGGACAGGUUUGCAUUCAUAGGCUUCAUUCUGAUAUAUUGCUAAUCGCAAGUUCACAGCUAUCACAGGCACCGCAACUACGCUCUACGCAAGUAUGGGCGCGCCAUCUUGGGAGUACAAGAUAUGAUGGAGAGAGGCACGAACAAUGUACGGCUUGCUUUGAUAGCGGCCUUUCUUAUAUAUUCUUUCGAGAUUCUGGACGGGAAUAUCGGCUCAGCAAUUAACCAGUUAUGUUCGGCAGUCAAACUCCUGUACAGGGACCCAAGAUUCCAAGAAUUCAGCCGCUCUUCCGUUUCCACUCGGCUCCCGACAGUUGAUAGCGACAUUUCCACUGCCAUGUCCCGCGUCUGGUUGGAUUGCACCAAAUACACCCGAGUCGAAAUCAAACGAAAUUGUCCCAAUGACAUCCGGAAGAAACAGAAAGAGCUGGCUGAGCUCCAACCAAAUCUCAUUCCAUUCAGUACACUGAGAGAGGCUCAGGCCACCUGGGAUGCACUGGAAGGAAUUGUUUCCGCUACGCUGCGUGGAGGUGGGAAUCUGUCCGAGACCAGCAAAGAAACCGAUUUGGUCAAAGCGAUGCAAAGAUGGGCAGCAGCAUUUGAACCGAUCAUGAGACAGGCACAAACCUUUGAGCGAGAAAGCGAUCUCGUUGGAACGCUCAGUCUACGGGCACAAUGGCUACGUUGUCAAUUCGGACUACUGAUUCGUACCGGAACUUGGUCAAUAUCGCUCCGGGACCAGAUCUUCUCCAUAUUCAAGGAGUUUGUUGCUCUAGGACGCUUAAUUGUAAAGAAUCCUUCUUUCCAGAGGGGAUUUACCGUUGCCACUGGAAUGAUGCCCAUUCUCUUUGUCGUUGCUCUUCGAUGUCGUCGCACACAGGUUGGGGAAGACGCCCUAGAGGUUUUAAGGGAUAUGAGGCCAAGACGCGAGGGAUUUUGGUAAGUCUCUCUUCUCGUAAUCAAGGACACGAUACGAAUUUUACGGAGCAACGAUAUUGUUGAAAGGGAUAGCACUGACUGAUUCUAUAGGGAUAGCAUAAGUUCAGUAAGAAUAGUAGAGAACAUGAUAAAUUCACGAAUCUUUGAUGAUUUCCUCACGCAAGAGGAUUCAGGCACCAAGUUAUUCCACAAGGACUACAUAGUUGGAAUUGUAUACACCCCCUCCAACGAACAUAUCGAAGAAGUCAUAUCCGAUAUCUCGCAAAAAUAUCUCGAUGACAUGCGAGACUAUGCGCCGCCAGUCAGUAACGUAAGCUCACCAAACACGUGAAACUCCGUUGCUGUAGUCUUUCUAAUGGGGGAACACAGGUCUCGUCUGCCGCGAAGCCGAUACCGCAAAAUCGGAUGGAAGAGGAGCCCGUGAGCGAUCCGGAAGACGUGUGUGGGGAAGGAACGGAGUCCGAGAAGGUGUCUAGAUUCUAUAGCGGUAUCGCUAAUGCCAUGAGUUUUGGGUUUCGGGUGGUGUUGGCGGAUAUCUUUGCAGGGCCGCAUAGAAGCGUUGUUCUGAGAUAAAGUGCAAAAAGCCUACUUUCUGACCAGGGUUAUAG